Molecule: messenger RNA, 938 nt
Organism: Nelumbo nucifera (sacred lotus)
Lineage: Eukaryota; Viridiplantae; Streptophyta; Magnoliopsida; Proteales; Nelumbonaceae
Product: glutathione S-transferase F12-like
Biological process (GO): glutathione metabolic process
Cellular component (GO): cytoplasm
Molecular function (GO): glutathione transferase activity; glutathione binding
Source: RefSeq, a predicted model, not a curated record
AUAAAAAGGUAAGAUCUACUCAAUGACCCUCAUCAACCAAGCAUUCUUUGUAGUCUUCUCUGCUUUCGCACCCGAAAAUGGCGGUGAAGGUCUAUGGUCCAGUGACGGCAGUUUGCCCUCAGAGAGUAAUAGCUUGUCUCAUUGAAAAAGGUGUGAAGUUCGAAGUAAUACAUGUAGACCUCGACUGUAUGGAGCAGAAGAAACCAGAGUUUCUCACUAAACAGCCGUUUGGGCAAGUUCCUGUGAUAGAAGAUGGAGAUUUCAGGCUCUUUGAGUCAAGGGCAAUCAUAAGGUAUAUUGCAGCUAAAUAUGCUGACAGUGGUCCUAAUCUUCUUGGCAAUACUUUGGAAGAGAAAGCUAUGGUGGAUCAAUGGCUUGAAAUUGAAAAUCACAACUAUAAUGACUUGGUGUUCGGUAUUGUAUUUGAACUACUCAUCCUCCCACGAAUGGGUAAAGUGGGGGAUAAGGCUUUGGUUUAUGCCUGUGAGCAAAAACUUGCAAAGGUGCUUGACAUUUAUGAGGAUAGGUUGUCAAAAAGCAAAUAUCUUGCCGGAGAUUCCUUCACCCUGGCUGAUCUCAGCCACCUUCCAGCCACCAGAUAUCUGACAAAUGAAGCAGGAAUGGGGCAUCUUGUGAGAGACAGGAAACAUGUUAAUGCAUGGUGGGAAGAUAUCUCCAAAAGGCCUGCUUGGGAGAAAGUUCUGAACCUCAUGAAUUGAUCAUUUAUAAGGUGUUCAACCUAGCUCUACUAGUUAUCUAAGGAGGAUUGCACUUUCUAGUCAUGGGGACAAAUUAAAUGGCUAGUUUAUUAAGGUUGACAAAAGGAAAUUAAUAAAAAUAGAAAUAAACCCCAUCUAUGGAUAUGGCCAUAUAUGUAAUAUUUGUUGUAUUUUAUUCAGAGAAAAACUUUUAAUCACCAUGAGGUUUAUUAUAAAUAA